Molecule: messenger RNA, 2453 nt
Organism: Ananas comosus (pineapple)
Lineage: Eukaryota; Viridiplantae; Streptophyta; Magnoliopsida; Poales; Bromeliaceae
Product: EIN3-binding F-box protein 1-like
Exons: 3
Coding region: 219-2123 (634 amino acids)
Biological process (GO): SCF-dependent proteasomal ubiquitin-dependent protein catabolic process
Cellular component (GO): SCF ubiquitin ligase complex
Molecular function (GO): protein binding
Source: RefSeq, a predicted model, not a curated record
CUCUCUCUCUCUCUCUCUCUCCCCUCUCUCUUUCUUUCUCUCGCUCGUUUUAAGCCCUAAACGCGAUUAGGGUUUUGAGAACGAUCCCCUGAUCGGGGGCGCUCUCCUACCCGUGCGAAACCCGAUUCCCCCGUAGAUGAACUCGAAUUCGUCUUCUUCGUCUUCGAUUUCCUGUUAUUCAGUAAUCGCGAUCGGAAUCGUCUCCUUCGUCACCACUGAUGGCCAUCGCCAACUACGAAGGAGACGAUGAUAUCAACCUCGAGAAACCCUGCUUUGGAUUCCACUUUGUCUCUUCUAUGCCUUCCGAUCUUGAUGCCCACAGCCGACCUCGCAAGAUGCCCAGGAUUUCCUCCUCCCCAGUAAUCUCGGAAAGGAGAGAAAGAAAGGCUAAUGAAGAAGAGCAUCAGUCCGACACUGUCAACUAUCUUCCCGACGAGUGCCUCUUUGAGAUCUUCCGGCGACUUCCAGGGAGUAAGGAGAGGACCAAAUCUGCUUGUGUUUGCAAAAAAUGGCUUUUCCUUCUGAGCGGCAUCCGCCCGUCCGAUGCUGUUCAGCGGAAGAUUUUACCAAAUCUUAACGCUGAUGGGGUCGGUGAUGAGGAAGAGGAUGAUGAGGGAGAGGUAGACCAGUCUCAUAGUAGGAUCUUGGAAGGCAAGCAGGCUACCGAUAUUCAACUUGCCGCUAUAGCUGUAGGUAAUAGUAGUCGUGGAGGGCUUGGUGACCUUUUGAUCCGAGGGAGCAAUAGCUAUGGCAAUCCAACUUGUGGUAUCACUGACCGUGGGCUUUCUGCCGUAGCUCAUGCUUGCCCUUCCCUUCGCAUUCUGUCAAUGUGGAAUGUUCCUUUAGUCACUGACAUUAGCCUAUCUGAAAUUGCUGGUGGAUGUCCCAUCCUGGAAAAGCUUGACCUCACACAGUGCCCGCUAAUCUCAGAGAAGGGUUUGAUUGCCGUUGCGAGGAAGUGUCGGAACUUGACUUCUCUAAAAGUACAGUCAUGUGCAAAUAUCCACAAUGAAGGCCUGCAUGCUAUUGGCCUUUGCUGUCAAAAGUUGAACUGCCUUAUUAUCAAGGACUGCCCACGAGUUGGUGAUCUAGGAGUCUCGAGCCUCAUGGCUUCUGCCUCUUCUUCCCUCCAGAAGGUCAAGCUUGAGGGUUUAAACAUCAGUGACAUUUCUUGUGCUUUUGUUGGGCGGCAUGGGAAGGGUGUUAGUGACCUUACCCUAAGUGGUCUCCAGAAUGUGAGCAAGAGCGAAAUCCGCAUCACAGCUAAGUCUCUAAGCCUGCAAAAUCUCAAUAGCAUAACAGUCACCUCAUGCUCCGGCGUCACUGAUCUGGCCCUUGAAUCCAUCGGAAAGUGUUGUCCAAGUUUGAAACAUUUGCCCUUCCACAGAUCUUUCCACCUGUCAGAUUCUGGACUGAGAGCUGUAACUGAAACUUCUAGAACACUUGAAAGCCUGCAACUAGAAGGGUGCAGCAGGAUCACUCUCAACAGUGUUUCUCUUUCUUCUCUUGAUACCAAUACAAACUACCAAUCACUAGCCUCGGCUAAAUGUUCGGAGAUUAAGGACUUUGAUCCUUCGCUACACCCCUCCUGCACCCAUCUUACAUCCUUGACUAUUCACGCAUGUCCUGAUCUCACUAGUGAUAGCUUAGCUCUUGUGGCAAACAUCUGCCCAAAGUUGGAGCAUAUCGACCUGAGUGGGCUUGUUGGUUUGACUGACAAUGGGCUUCUUCCUUUCAUCGAAGGUUCCGGAGACCGGUUGGUGAAGGUCAAUCUUUCUUAUUGUGUUGACCUGACCGAUGCAGCCAUUGAGGCCCUGGUCAAGGCGCAUGGAAGAACUCUCAAACUACUAAAUCUUGAUGGCUGUAAGAAGCUUACCGACAAGAGCCUCGUGGCGAUCUCAGUGAGUUGCUCUCGUCUCAAAGAGCUUGAUAUGUCAAGGUGCCAGAUCAGCGAUAUUGGCAUUGCGGUUCUGGCAUCUGCCAGGCACCUCCACCUAAAAGUCCUUACGCUGAGAAGUUGUUCGCAGGUGACUGAGAAGAGUUUUCCGCUCCUGUGCAAAAUGGCACACCCCUUGGGUGUGCUGAAUCUGGUCUUGCAAGCUGAUUGUUACCCGAGAGAUUGAAUCGCUUGCUGAAUCUGGCCUUGCUAGCUGAUUACUACCCUAGAGAUUGGCCAUGGCUUUUGUGAUUACACAUGAAGCCUGGCCCUGGUUCUUAGUCCUUCUCAUUCACAACUCACAAGUCUAGUGCGAUAUAUAUGGAUAAAAUAUGGGACAUUCCUAUAAAUGUAAAUUUUGCAACUUACUAAUAAUUUAUAAGAUUCGAUUAUAAGUUACAUCCAAUUGUUAUGUCGGUUUUAUUUUUGUACUUAAUUUUUCGUGUUGUAAAUGGUACUUGGAAACUAGUAAUCUUGCAAUCUAUUGUGUAUGGGGCUAUUGACAUUUGAUGUUCUA